Messenger RNA from Dissoconium aciculare CBS 342.82, 620 nucleotides. RefSeq lists its product as uncharacterized. The coding region runs from base 188 to 505 and encodes 105 amino acids. The transcript has a single exon. Lineage: Eukaryota; Fungi; Ascomycota; Dothideomycetes; Mycosphaerellales; Dissoconiaceae. The record is from RefSeq and is a predicted model, not a curated record.
CCUCUUCACGACCGCCGAAACCAAGUUCGUCCAUGCAGUUCUCAGGAACAUGGAGGGCGGCAUCAAGGCAUGUUCGUGACCAGCAUUGGUCGCCUGCCAGCCUUCCUUGAACAGUACAGAUUGCACCCAGGCUGACUAUCUUUUCUAUUCACAGUACAACAAGGAAGCUGUCGCCCAGGAGCUCGGUAUGAAAGACGCCGGCAGUGUCGGAGCUCGAUGGAAUACAAUCUUCCGCACCAAAAUCGCAGCCGGAGCGGCGUCCUCACCGGGCUCUACCAAGGCGAACAGUAAGACCAAGACCAUCGAUGACAAAGACGAGCCGCAGACUCCCACGAAGAAGCGUGGUCGGAAGCCGAAAGCAACUCAAAUCAGGAACGAAGACGAUGAUGAGGUGGCAGCUCGACCGUCCAAGAAAGCGCGGGCGGAUUCUGUGGCUGAUGCUGAGUUCGAGGGGGGGAUCUUCAAUGAGAAUGCUGCAUUGGUGAAGGAGGAGUACAUCGAGUGAGCCGAGCUGUGAGAUCUCAUUCCAAACAGCUGUAGUCAGUAGCGUGCGAGCGAUCAACAGACCUCCCUGUGUCUCGGAUGACAUGCCGAACCUUUGCUGUAUUUGACAAUCCACU